GCUCGACACUGAUUUGACAUCAGUACUAAUAGGGCGGUCACAUAUCGGUUCUCCCUGAGGGAGCGUAUGCUCCCUGAGAAUCUGCUUUGGUCAUAUGAGCUGCACGUUGCAACUUGCAACCUGCAGCCUCCGACAGGCCGGCCAGCUGGAUGAGAAGACGCAUUAAAAUUAAAUGUAUCAAGACUAUUUGCUGCAUUCUAUCAUCAAUGCUGGACACUCUUCCUUGAUACCACUAUUUCCCUGUCUUUAAGCAAGGGUUGUGCAGUUGAUCGGCGCCACUGCUCAGAUGGCGACCAAACAACGGAGCGGCUACCAAACGGCCGACGAGUUUUAUGAGCAGUAUUACCGAGACCGUGCUCGAGAAUAUGAAGAUUCACAAACACCAGUGUUUGGAAAGGGGGGCCCUGUUUCCAUCAAGAAGCAGAAUGUUGGAAUACUGUUGGCGAUGGCAGCGGCAAUCGGGGCUGUUGCGUUUUGGAACAAGAACAGGAAAAACGGCACACGUUUAGGAAAGGAGCCUCGAAAACCGGCCGUUGCAAGGCAGGGAUUAAGCGCCGGGGAAGCGGCGGCCCGGGCGGCAGAGAGGCGAUUGUCUGGGCACGGAACUAACCAGUUGACCCCAUUGGGGAGAGCCCUAGCGGUCGCUCAGAAGGUAGAUGGUUUGGAGGCCGAGGCGAAGACGCUCGUAGAAAGUGUGCGAAGAGUUGGAAGAGUAGAGGAAGAUGUUAGCAAAAAGCAGAUCACGUUGAUCGAGCUGGUGACGCAGGCGCAAAUAGAGAUGGACGGUAUCCAGGUAGGAGAAAGUGGCCGAGCGGUCAAGAAGGCCCAGAUCAUUCGGAUGGAACGGAUCAUAGUGUCGCUUGAGCAGCUUGCGGAGACUGCGCAUAAGGGACUCGCACAGGGAGAGGUCGCAAGGAGUUCCGAGAUUCAAGAAGAACAAUCGGACGGGGGGCCCUCAUAGGUUUAGUACUUGAAGCUUUCGGCAUCCUUUGAACCGCCUCUUGCUGAUCGGAUUGACAAGCAUUCGAUGUCCAUGCCAAUCCAGGCACUGAAGCAGGAGUCGCAAGCGUUUCUCGUCACAACGGAUAAUUGCAAUCAUACCUCAAUCAGGCUUGCAGGUUCAAUGGUCUUCACAUGUUGCAAUUCAAGGCUGCGAG
This is a messenger RNA of Klebsormidium nitens, 1157 nucleotides long. The record is from the annotation of a GenBank genome assembly. NCBI's taxonomy places the organism in Eukaryota, Viridiplantae, Streptophyta, Klebsormidiophyceae, Klebsormidiales, Klebsormidiaceae.